GCUCGUUGAGGAAAACCAUAUACCUCUAUGAGGAAAACCCAUACCGCAGAGGAAAACAAAGAUCCGUGACAAGUUGGAAUUUUAAUUUUUCCGCUUUGUAGCUCAGAAAAUGAUUAGUAGCAAUAGUUUCCUUCCAAAAUUAUUUCUGUGUGAAAUAUGUGUCGGGACAAUAGCGCGAAAUGCGUUAAUGUGAAAUCUGUGCCCAACCAAAGACUAUCAGAACAAACCCGUAAACUGAUUCUAUCUUGUGUUUGGGUUAAAAAAAAAAAUCCUCUGGUGGAUGGUACAAUAAUUGUUAUUGCCAUUCAUAAAUGAUCGGUUCACGCGGGGGCGACGCGCGGCUGAAGGCGCGGCCGUAGCCAUGCUGGAGGUGGGGCUCCGGGUGGUGCGCGGGCCCGACUGGACCUGGGGCCCGCAGGACGACGGCGAGGGCCACUGCGGCACGGUCGUGGAGCUCGGCAAGCCGGGCAGCAACACCCCCAACAAGACCGUCGUGGUGCAGUGGGAUUCGGGCUCCCGCACCAACUACCGGGUCGGCUACGACGACCGCUACGACCUGCGCGUCUUCGACAAUGCCCCUGCCGGCGUGAAGCACCAGAACAUCAUCUGCGACGGCUGCAAGAAGCAUGGCAUCGUGGGGAUGCGCUGGAAGUGCGUGCGCUGCUACGACUACGACCUGUGCACGCACUGCUACAUGGCGGACAAGCACGACCUCACCCACGUGUUCCAGAGGUUCGAGACGGCGUCCUCCAGCGGGGUGGAGAUGGGCCCCAGGAAGGGCUGUGUGAAGAUCCAGUUGAAGGGCAUAUUCGUGGGUGCGAAGGUCGUGCGUGGCGCGGACUGGGACUGGAACAACCAGGACGGUGGAGAGGGGAAGACUGGCAGAGUCAUCGACAUCAGAGGCUGGGACAAUGAGUCUGGGCGGUCGGUGGCGAAUGUGACGUGGACUUCAGGCUCGACGAACGUGUACCGCCUGGGCCACAAGGGCAAGGUGGACUUGAAGUACGCCCAGGGGCAAGAGGCUGUGGGAGGGUUCUAUUACCGUGAUCACCUCCCCGUCUUGGGGAAGGGCCAGGACCAGCAGGUGGGGGCGUGCCGGCUGCCCGGUUCACCACGCCACCUCACCUUCAACGUGGGCGACAAGGUGAUGGUGCGGCUGGACGUGGAGACCUUGAAGCACAUGCAGGAGGGCCACGGCGGCUGGAACCCCCGCAUGGCGGAGUUCAUCGGUAAGAUUGGUAUUGUGCAUCGAGUAACGGAUCGCGGGGACAUCCGAGUUCAGUACGAGGGCUGCAACAACCGCUGGACCUUCCACCCAGGAACACUCACCAAAAUCCACACGUUUGCAGUCGGUGACGUGGUCAGAGUGAAGCAUGAUCUCGCCCAGGUCCGUGACUACCAAAAGGGCCACGGGGAGUGGAUCGAAGUCAUGAAGAGUGCCCUGGGCAAGCUGGGGAAGGUUAUCAAGAUCUACACGGAUGGCGACCUGAGGGUGUGCAUCGAGGGCAAGACGUGGACGUUCAACCCGCUGUGCGUCACCCUGGUACCAGGCUCGGCCACCGAGCUCAACAACACCAUGCACGCCAAUCAGCAGAGGGAAGAACAUGCCAGUCCUUUGGCGUCACUGCUGUCCAACCUGGUGCUGUGCCCCCAGCUCGACAGCUCCAGCAUGGACAAGCUUGUGCGCGAGGCCGCGCAGGGACACCUCGAGAUUGUGCGCGACUUCGUUCAGAAGUUCCCCGACCAGGUGGACGGCAAGAGCAGCGGCAAGACGUGCCUGCAGGUUGCGUGCCACCAGGGGCACAUGGAGCUCGUCCUGUUCCUGCUGUCUGCCGGGGCCUCCCUCCAGGUGGCUGACAACGAGGGGGACACUGCGCUGCACUACUCUGCCUUCGGGAACCAGCCGGAGAUCAUGGAGGUGCUGCUCCAGAAGGGCGCUGACAAGGACGCCACCAACAAGGGCAAGUGCUCGUCUCUGCACGUGGCCGUCAACAAGCAGCACGCCCGGUGCGUGGCCGCGCUGCUCAAGUUCAAGUGCGACGUCAACACGCAGGACUCGUACGGUGACACGGCCCUCCACGAUGCGAUAGGCAAGGACAGCCUGGAGAUAAUAGACAUGCUGUGCAAUGUCCCUGGGGUGGACUUCACCCUUAAAAACAAGCGAGGAUUCAAUGUGCUGCAUCACGCUGCGCUUAAGGGAAACAACUUCGCGACGGAGCGGCUGCUGUGCCGGACGCGGCAGCUGGUGGACGUGAAGAAGGACGACGGCUUCGCGGCGCUGCACCUGGCGUGCCUGAACGGCCAUCGCGCGGUGGCCGAGACGCUGCUGGCGCAGGGACAGGCGGAGGUUGACCUGCGCAACAACCGCAAGCAGACCCCGCUCUUGCUCGCCGUGUCCCAGGGCCACUGCGCGGUGGUGGAGCUGGUGGUCUCCAUGUCCGCCAACGUGCACGCUGAGGACGAGGACGGCGACACGGGCCUGCACCUGGCACUCAUGAAGAGGGCCUCCAUCACCACCGACAUCAACGAGCUCGAAGCGCCCAUCGUGUACGGGAUCUACUCGCAGCUGGCGGGCAGGUGCAGCGAGCACCUGGUGGCGCUGGCCAUCGCCUGCUACCUGGUGCAGGAGGGCUGCCAGCUCGCCAAGAGGAACAGCAAGGGCCGCAGCGCGCUGGACCUGGUCGCCGGCACGCCCAUGGUGGACCUGCUGCAGCAGUACGUCACCUCCCGCAGCGGGCCGCAGAACCCCGCGGGCGACGCGGCGGCCGCCACCCGGGAGGAGGCCCCCCUCGCGCCCCGGGAGGAGGAGGAGGAGGGGGAGGGGGUGGAGGAGGCGGGGGGCACAGAGAAGAGGGCCCGCCCCCCGGCGGAGUGCGCCGUCUGCUCGGAGCUGGGCGACGAGAACGUGCUGUUCGAGCCGUGCGGCCACAAGGUUGCCUGCGAGGACUGCUCCUCCCGCAUGAAGAAGUGCCUCAAGUGCGGGCAGGUCGUGACCAAGAGGAUCACUCAAGACGGGCGCACGAUCGCCUGCAAGUCGCGGCAGCCGAGCACCGAGCGGAUGCGCUACCUGGAGAGCAAGAUAGCCGAGAUAGAGGAGGCGCACUCGUGCUCCAUAUGCAUGGAGCGGCGGCGAAACGUGGCCUUCCUGUGCGGCCACGGCUCGUGCGAGAAGUGCUCCACCACGCUCAAGACCUGCCACAUGUGCCGCAAGACCAUCACCAAGAAGAUCAACCUGUACUGAGGUGCCGUGAACGACCGGGUGCCUGCGUUGCCCGGUUACAGCGACACUUGUUUCCGACAGUUGCGCGGGUUGCCGGACUAUUUCUACAGCUAGCUGAUGUUUAGACGCAUGAACCAAUGGUUUUUUACAACGUACGUAAUUUUGUUUCGUGAUGUUUGGGUGCACAAAGUAUGUUUGCCAAAUAUAUACGUAUAUAUAUAUUUUUUCUUUCUCAUUCCUGGUUAAAUAAGAACCAGUGAUAAUGCCAAUAUUUCAUUGCAAAAUUUGAAACUUUGUAGUCGACAGAGUGACUAUUUUUUACUGCAUGUUAAUUAUUUGUUAGUUAAUUUUGUUACGUUCAUGACUUAACAAAUUUGUGAACUUGAACAAGCUUACCUGUGUAUGUAUAUCAUUUCAUAGAAGGAAACUACUCAAGCUUAUAAAUUUUGUUUGAAUUUGUGCGGUAAAUGUUAAUUGAUUAUUUAUAUGAGGCUACUGUUUGAACUAUUGUCCAAUGUAGAAGGUUACAUUCAUUUUUUUUAUGAGGCCUGUGUUCAAUGUGUUUAGUGAAGUUAGUGUACAGCAGGUUCUCAAAAGUUUGCCUCGCCAUGCAUAAUUUCAGUGUUUCAAAAGACUGCUGACCACAGGGUAAAUGACUGCAGUGUGUUAUAGUGUAGUACAGUACUUAAUAACAUUAGGAUGGCAUAUUUCCUGUAAAUAAUGUGUGGGUGUACAUAUCCACAUCAUUUCAUAUGUUGUCAGGCAUGAACUCUCAGCCAGAUGUACAUUCUGGGAAAUUGAAAGUACAAUAGAUGACUUCUGUACAUUCUAUGUUUCAAUCAUCGAAAAUGUCUCCAUGAAGUUAGCAGUUUUAUAACAUGUAAAGCCGGUGAGUGUUUGUUUUUGUAAACAAGUGAAUGUGUUUUGUUCAAAUUCUGUUAGAGUAGAAUGUUUGUUAGAUCUUCUUCCACUGGAUUGAAAUUAGCAUACAUUUUAGCAAUGAAGUCGAGUAGAAAAAUAUUACAAUAGUAAGCUCCUAAGAAAAUAUCUUUCAUAGUAAGUUUAAAAUAACUUAGCACCUGACCUUUUAAUACAUGCAAUUUCACCCUUUUAAUAAAUUUCCCCUGUUAAUAAGUAAAAAUUUGUAAGUACCAUGAGAAACUUCUUAAUGGGGAUUUACUCUAAUUUAAUCUCUGGUGGAUCAAAACUGUUCUGUGCUUCAAUUUUCACAGUUUACAUUCACAAUACGUACUGUUAUGGUCUACGUAUCAUAGUUAAAGCAAGAAAAGGAAUUUUUAAAAAUUGUUGUUGAAUUUGUUGAGUUUUGAUAACUUUACUUGACUUAAAAAAUUUUCAGCUGUUUGCACACUUGUAUUAAAUUGUUUUUCAUGUGUGGAAUGUCAGAAUGUAAGUUUGAUCUGUUCAGUUUUAGCUUGAACUCUCAAGGCGUAACUUUUCAUGCAUGGUUACUUUGACUCUAGUCAUAGAUUUUUGUAUAAGCAUGGUGUGAAUGUAGAGGAUAUUUCAAAGUUGCAAUCCACUGUUUUCCUUCUUGUGAUUUGAUAACUACAUUCUUGUUUGUACUAAUAAAUGUAGUGUAUUUAGGAAAUAGAAAAGUAGGUUAUAUGCAUCUUGCAUGCAAGCUCUCAUGUUAUUUAAAUGUUUUUUAGUUGUUUAUCAUAUCCAUUACAUUUUAAUAAAAAAUUUAUUUUGUUUCACAUUCUUUUUUUAGUUGCAUGUAGAUAAGAAAGCACUAAUAAUCCCUCAUUAUGCCAUAGCAUAGGUAAUGGCGUUCUUAUUUUGAAAAUAAAAUAAUAUCCAGAAAAAUGAGAAUUUUACAUUGCAUGCUCAAAAGAAAACUCAACUGUAAUGAUUUCUCAUACAAAUGUGAACACCAUAGUUUAAUGUUCUUUACAAUGUAUUAUUUUUAAUUGAUCAAAUUAUUGGGGUACUCAGUUUUAAAAUUCUAAUUUACAUGUUUUUUUUUUUUUCUAAAACUAUAUUGGUAACAUUUAAGGACCAUCCCAUUUUAUUCCUGCCAUGUACAAAAUUAACAAUAAGUAUAAGUGUAUACAUUAAAUAGUAAACUAGUGUGAAUAAUUAUCUGCCUGGGUAUCUCUGACUUAGUAAAAUAACCAGAUGUGAAGACUGAACUUACCGGAUCACUGCAACAUUCGCUAAGUUUUUCAUUAAUGGAUAAUUCCUACCCUUCCUUUUCACAGAAAGGAAAUUUUAGUUCAGAAUAGAACUGUAGAAGAAUGUCAAACACGACUUAAUAUUGUAUUGACUGUCCCCAUACAGUCUGCUCAUAUAUUUGCAGAAAACAAUAAUUUUAAAACUACAUUUGGUGUCAAGGUAUCUGUGAAAGGUUUUGUCAAAAUUAUAAUUUUGGGGCUGAAAUAGUACACCUGCUAAAUUGUUGACUGCAGCCUUGCUUCUCUCAAAGUGGCCAAACUAAGUUGUGAGUUGUGCCAAAAUGCUGUACUCCAUAUCAACAGAGUCUUCUUGGUGAUGUUAGGAACAUGCCACAAAGAUAUCUAUGUCCUAAAGGUUUUUUUAAUUUUAUUUAUCAACAAAGAAGGGCAAAGCCUCUUGUCAAGUAAGUUUAGUCCUGUCACAAAAGAAUAUUGACAGUAGUCAUUACCAUUACGGUCUGCACUUUGUCUUAACGCCAAGGCUGGAAGUGGUUUAUUUAAACUGGUUUAUACCUGGUCACUCAAGACCCUUGCAUUAUUUAACUUCACAAACAAGGUCAAGGACUCCAUAAGAGGGAAGGGACCCAGCGUGUCUAUUCAAAGGCGCCAGUAGUUCACAACAAAUAUGGUAGAGAAUAAUACCGGACAGCUAGUACUAGAUUGGCAUUUUGAUCACACCCACUAUUAUUUCUCAAAAAAAACAGUUGUACAAAUGCAUGUUUAAAUUAACCCUCCAGUGUUUCUAAUUUCCUACUACAAAAAAAAAGUUUUUCGAUAGUUAGUUCAAUAUACAGUAGAGUCCCGCUAAUCCGAACCCCGCUAAUCCGAAAAUCUGCCUAAUCCGAACAGGGCUAGGACGAAAAAAGAAAUAUUUUUAUAACAAUUAUGAACCUUGAAAAGCAAAGAAAAACAAGUUCUUUUUCAAGUAAUGUCUUACGUUUAUUAAUAUGUAGCCUACAUAAGAAAAUUAUGAUUUAUCUAUUUCUCCUUCAACUAAAAAGAAAAAAAUAUAAUUACGUACAUAGUACUUAAAUAUUUACGUAUUUAUAUUAUGCUAAAUACGCUAAAUAAUAAAGGUGUGUUUUGUGUCUGAUCUUUAAUAUUUGACACAUCAGAUGUUAAAUAGCCCACGCCUCAUAAAUACCAUAAAUGGCAUUAUAUAAGAAAAUUCCGCCUAAUCCGAAUUUUCGCUAAUCCGAACAGGGUUCGGUCCCAAUUAGUUCGGAUUAGCGGGACUCUACUGUAUAAGGUAACUUUUUAUUUAUAAAUUACUUUUUGUUGCCACACCUUGUCGCUAGCUUAUUGUCAGACAUCAUGUUAAGAUCUAAAAGGCAUGCAUGGAAAAGGCAACAGCACCUUGAAGCAUGUGGACUCUGAAUCUCUUAGCUAUUGACUUAAAACUCGUGAAAUUACAAAGCUUGCUGGGAGCACACAGUAGUUCCGUGAGCGUGUUGGCCUAGCAUGUGCGGCUACAGAGUACCCUGCCUCUGUUGGGAAGAAGCUGUCUAGCUGAACACCUUUCCUUCGUUCUGAAGUUCUUUCGUUAUUAAGUACCAAAAAUGACUUUUUUUUUUUUUUUCAGUUAUGUUGUAAAGAGAUAUCUUUAUAUGAAUUCCAACCAAUGUAAACACUUUCAAGAUUUUUAAGUAGAAGAAUGACACUAAUUACCCAGAUUAAUUGUUGGUUAAAAAAAGUGUAAGACCUGCUAUGUUCAAAAUGAAUUUUGCAAAGGUUUUGACGAGAUACCAAAACAUGCAGAUUAGCUGUGGAAUGUAAGCGUAGCUUACCCUCGUGAUGGCUUGGCUGUGUGCUGACUGUUCUCAUAAAUAUUAAUUGGAUGUCACCUUAAAUUGUCCAGAAGUCAUAAUGCCCUUGAACCACAAACUUCCCAUUCCAAAGACAUGUGGAAUGGACGAUGGUUCGCUUUCUACCUACAGGAUGAGUGAUGGUGAAAGAAUUGUAGCAAUGCAGACACCAUGGUCCUUUAAACACAGCUAGGAACUGCAGAAGAGAUGAAAUAACAUCAUUACGAAAAUAUGUGGGAGACCUCUUAUUAAGAAGAACACGACAAUCAGUGGUGGGCUCAUGCUAAGAAACUAAAUGUUUUCCAAAAAAAAAAAAAAAAAAUACCAGAAAAUUUUAUUUUUUAAAUUGUAAGCUGUGAUCUUCAGCCCUUCAGCCCUCUCUACCUUAUCCUUGGAGUCACCUCUGAUGAGAAUUGGGGAUUGACCUGGCAUGACUAGGGCAGAACUUUGUAGGUUUAUUCCCUGUAGGGUUUCUACCCUCUCCCUGCACUGUGGAUAUGUAAGAAAAAAACAGGCAGUUCUAUCCACGAAACCUCUGAUUGCCUGGCUCAGCUGGUGAAUCAAAAUAAAUUCAGACACUCCGCGGUUAAUGCUGAUGCCACAUUUUGGCGCAAUGACCAAAAGAAAAUUUCUAAAGGCAUUCGUUUUAAAGGUAGAAUAGUCACUGCAAUUAAUGUGAUUAAAUGUGUUUUCGCAGGGGUGCCUGCUUAUUAAAUUCUCAAAUAACUGAUCACCAACAAACAUGUAUGUCUCGUGGCCUCAUACAGUACGUUGAGGUACCGAGACUUAUAAUGGGUGCAAGUGUUGAGGAGUGCCCAUCUCGCAGGGUCUGACAAAGAAAAAAAAUUGCUCAAAAAUUAAUUCUGUACCAUCUCACAAAUACAACCAGUAUUUUUGUUCAGUACCUCAAAUUAAACUCAAGUGAUCAGCAAUUGUGAACUCUUCUUGAACUGCAGGUAGUGAAAAAUUUUAAAUGGUGGUAAAAACAAACUGGCAAUGCAUUUUCUUAAAUAAGGAAAAAUUUUAAGUUUGAAAUUUUAUGUGUUCAUCAAACUGAUUAUAUAAUUAAAAAUAUAUUAUUUAUAAAUUUUUACUCGCAAUCACAGAUUAUUUUUGUUACGUGUAUAACGCCAGCUUAUUACCACAGGGUGUCUACAGGUCACAAAAGUCACGGAAAAGUAGGGAAACUGAGGGACUGGUCACGAAGGUCAAGUAAAAGUCCCUAAAUAAGCAGCAACGAUGCUAUCAUGAAACUUUGAUUUCCAGCAGACUUUAGCUAACAUAAUUGAUAAAAUACAUUCUUUAUUAAUACUUUACGUGAAUGAACAAUAUUUUGGACUAUUCCAAUCUGUAUAUAAUCUAAUCAACUUAAAAUAAUUCAAACUCAUCUUAAUAUCUAGCGUAACACAAGUGGAUAAACAAUAUUUUUUUCGUAUACCAAUUUUCAUGGCGAUCGGUUAAAUGGUAUAGAAGUUGAUGCAUUGCAACACCAUCUACUGGUGAGUUAUAUCAAAAUGGAUAGCGUAAAAACCUCAGUAGAAAAAAAAAAACACUCUUCGAUGUGCCAACUUUCAUGGUGAUCGGUCAAAUGGUGUCAUUAGAGUUUAUCAAUCAAUACUAAUAUUAUAAAUGCGAAAGUAACUCUGUCUGUCUGUCUGUCUGUCUGUUUGUUACCUUUUCCCGGCUGAACGGAUCGUAAUGAAAUUUGGCAAGGAGAUAGAUUAUAUCCUGGGGAUGGACAUAGGCUAUCUUUUGUCUAAAAAAAUAAUCUUUAAACAGGUUAAAAAAAUAUAUUUUAAUUUUAUGUAAUGUGUGUCAUAGAUAUACAAACUGUUGGUGUCAUUCCUCUAUGCCUGCCGAGCAAUAGCUUUCAAGCCAUUACGUUACAUUUUUCUAUUGUAAGGAACUAAGUAAAGAGUAAGAAAAAUAUUAAGAUCUUGACAGUUUGUAGUGUCGCCAUAUUUGUUUCAAUUUUCAAUUCCGUUUUUGUAUAUUACAAUUUAAAUUGCAGAAAAAAAUCAUUAUUCAUAGGUAGGUAAUAAGUUUUUCUAUUUGUCAAUAUUGUUAUUAUGGUAGAUAGGAGUAUAGUAAAUGCCUACAUUCUUAUAUUCCUUUAUAUCUCUUUCGACUUGGAGUGUUUCCGUGCCAUUCGGGGUCCCCCCCUCCAAGUGGUUAAAGCCCCAAAAUUUCGAAAGUUUAAAAAUCUUUAAAAAUCUUUCUCUUUCGAUUUUAAGCGUUUUCGAGCCAUUCAGGGUCCUCGGACCCCCCGCCCCCCUCUGGGAAAAAGCCCCAAAAUUUCGAUAAUUUUAGGAAUUUCUAAUAUAAUUUCUUUCGAGAUGGAGUGUUCCGAAACAUUCCAGGUCCUGAACCUCCACCCCCUCCCCUUCCCCAAAAGUGAAAGCCACAAAAUUUUGAAAAAUUGGAGGAAAGUGUAUUAAAAUUAAGUCAUUACGAACUAAAGUGUCUGGGGCAUGGUGGAACUUUUACCCAAAGUCGACUUCCCACCCAAUUUUGAGGGAGGGGGGGAGUGCAAAACCCCAAAAUUUCGAAAAAAUUCAAAUAUUUCUUAAAUUUAAGUAUACUUUUUUUUACUAUUUGGAGUGUUUUCGAGCCAUUCGGGGUCCUCAAACUACCCUCCCCCCACAAGGAGUCAAAGAACCAAUAAUAAAAAAAAUUCCCAAAAUUUUGAAAACCUAUUCUCUUUUGAUUUGGAGUGAUAACGAGCCAUUCGGGGUCCUCAACAUAACCCCCUCCCCCUUUCUCAGGGGUCAAAGCCCCAAAAUUUUGAACAUUUCAAAAAUCAUUCUCUUUCGAUUUUUAGUGUUUCCCUGCCAUUCAGGGUCCUCAAAAUCACCCCUCCCCCUCUGGGGACAAAGCCCCAAAAUCUCGAAAAUUUCAGGAAUUUCAAAUAUAAUUUAUUUCGAGAUGGAGUGUUCUAAACCAUUCGAGGUCCUGAACAGCCACUUUCCGCAAAAGUGAAAGCCCCAAAAUUUCGAAAUAUAAGAAUAUAUAUAAUUAGUUGUUGGCAUGUAUGACGUCGAUAAACUCUUACACCGUUUGACCGAUCGCCAUGAAAGUUGGCACAUCGAAGUGUUUUUAUCAUGAAGAAGGUUUUUAUGCUAUCCAUUUUUUUGUAACUCGCCGCUAGAUGGCGCUGUAGCGCAUCAACUUCUAAACCUUUCAACCGAUCGCCAUGGGUAAACAGAAAAUCAUAGGUCACAGAUACACAAACAGUAAUUAUGUGUCAUUUCUUAAUGUCCAACACACUGGACAUAUCGCUAUCCAUUUUGCUGUAACUCGCGGACAAUAUAUUACCCGGUGUUCAGCCCGGGCAAAGCCGGGUACUGCAGCUAGUGCCAUAUAAACAAACAUCCAUUUUUAUAUAUAUAGAUUAUCCGUCUAAAUAUUUUUUUUACUGAAAAAAGCUGUACGUUCCUGCGAAUUGUGGAAAAUUUUGUAUUGCUUUUGCUCGUGUUUAAUUUUGUUAAUGUACGUAGGUGAAAAAUCACCCUUCGAUUGAAAAAACAAGUAAAAAGAAAAAAAUUAAAAGUGGUGAAAUUGGUUCACGAGGUAUUUCUAGACACUGUUUACAAGCUUCAGGGCCCUGAUGCAUACAGCAAAAUACCAAACCGUGUGUUUGCUAGAGCAAUGGCCAAGGAAACAAGAGCAAGAGACUGAACAGUUGGCGUGAGCUGCUAUCGAACCAGCAACUGCUCAAGUGGUUUACAGGUACUCAAAACACAGUGACUUACAAAAAUGUAGUAGGUGUAGCAGACCGGAGCCAGGUUAUAGCUUUUAGGAUAUUGCACGAGUUGUAGUGGGAAAGAUGUAAAGUUGGCCACAGAAGUCUAGCAAGAAGAAAUAAAUUUUUUUAUCAUCUCAGCAGUACCUUUUCUAGGACCUGCAAGAAUAAUUUGUGGCAGUAAUAGGUUUUUUUUUAUAUACUUAAAUGGUUUAGAGCUACCGGAGAACAAAUGAGUAACUGUAUAAACAUAGUGCAAAUGAGGGAGACUUAGAAUAAUUUUUUUUUAGUUAGGUAUGUGUUUAGACUAAUGUGUAGUUGAAUUUUAAAUUUGUAAAUGUAGUUUCUGUCGGCUGAUUUAGUGUCUGAGCAUGUAGAAAAUAUUUUUGUUUGUAUUUUAUGCUGUUGCAUGCAUUUUUGUGUGUAGAAAUUGUAUUUCCCAAAUUUAUUUGCAAUAAUAAGUGUUUUAAUAGUCUAAAUUCACUGUGACUAAUAGUUAAUAGGUUUUUUUUUUUUAUGUAAACAUGCCAUGUGAAGUUUUAUUACAAUAAGCUGAAGAACAUAAUUACUCCCUGCAUUUAUUUGCUGCCAAAAUAUUGAAAAAUGGGGUCAACUUAGCAGAAAGUUCUAGAUUAUUUAAUGUUUACAUAUAAGAAUGCUUACCUUAAGUUAAGAAAUUACACUGUUUUCUAAACUGAAAGUUUUAAUUGAAGUUGGCAGGGAUUUAUUUCAACAUAAAGUUGUUUAAAUGUGUUUGAACCUUCCAAUGAAUGUUGUUACUUAAUGAUGCACCAUCAAUUCCUCAAUGUUUCGGAGCAAUUUUUUUAGCAUUAAUUUUUUUACAUAUCCAGGGUUAAUUGGUGUUUAUGUUAUAUGUAUAUUAUAACCAUUUGUAUUAUGUGCAAAACUUUUACAAUUUGUAAUGUGAAGCUUUUAAUUUUUCCAAAUGCACCCGUCAAAUGACUAAGUUGUAAACAUCCAAAAUAGGUACCAAAUCUGGUAUUUUUAGUUUUAACCUCAAUCCAACUGUCUUUUUCUUCUUCUUUACAUCAAUCAAGUACUGUCCACCCUCUUUCUCACUUGCUUAUCUUCUAGCAAUACCUUUGUGUAUUUGUUUGCCAGUCCUGCAUUUUUUUUUCCUAUCAGUGUAAAAUAUUUGGUGCUAAUUCACAUAGUUAUUAAACAGUUUGUUCACAGUUGUAUAAAUAUGGUGCUACGUUAAGGGUGAAUGCUCAGAGAGAGAAAAAAAUUGUUCACAAUGGAAAUGCUGUAAUUUUAAGUCAUUCUUUUUGGAACAUUUGUGCUAUUGUAUUUUGUAUUGUGUAACAGUGUGCUGUUUCCUACUGGGUAGCAAAAUUUUUGUAUUUAUAAAUGUAUCACCUGUUAAAACCAUUCAUAUAUUGGUGCUGUGUAAUUUUUCAUAAUCGUGCGAGGAUGAUGUAAUUACUUAUUAUGCCUCUCCACAAGAGAAUAAAAAGGUUAGUACAUUUUCUUUGUACAAA
Molecule: messenger RNA, 12464 nt
Organism: Bacillus rossius redtenbacheri
Lineage: Eukaryota; Metazoa; Arthropoda; Insecta; Phasmatodea; Bacillidae
Gene: mib2
Product: E3 ubiquitin-protein ligase MIB2
Exons: 17
Coding region: 362-3241 (959 amino acids)
Biological process (GO): protein ubiquitination
Cellular component (GO): cytoplasm
Molecular function (GO): protein binding; zinc ion binding; ubiquitin-protein transferase activity
Source: RefSeq, a predicted model, not a curated record